Asparagus officinalis (garden asparagus) is the source of this 4390-nucleotide messenger RNA. RefSeq lists its product as uncharacterized. Bases 1948 to 2904 code for a protein of 318 amino acids. Lineage: Eukaryota; Viridiplantae; Streptophyta; Magnoliopsida; Asparagales; Asparagaceae. The record is from RefSeq and is a predicted model, not a curated record. The transcript has 3 exons.
UUGUAACUUCUAUCAUCGGUGUUUGAUGGGGAAUCAGCUAUCUUUUAUUAUUUUUAGACAGCCUACAGCCCAGCGGAAGUUACGAUCGUGCCCCUCUGAUGGGACUAAACUCGGUUAAUGCGUCGCAGCCCUAUUCAAGUACCUUCCCUCUCUUUCUCUCUCUUCCACCGCUCAGGAGCCUCAAAAACUCUUCAUCUUUCUAAUUUCUGAUCGGAUUUCAACAAUUCUAGGGUUUUCGUCGGAAAAAUGUCGUCCAUUGAAGGAUCCGUUAACGAUUACGAGGUCGUUCAACGUGACGAGUCGAUGGGGCAAAGACGGUUCAUCUGUGGUUGGCAGUGCAGAGGAAGCUACUCUAACCCUUAUGGAAAUGCAAAAGCAGACAAUAAAAUGACGAGCCAGGAAAAGAAGAACGGCAUUGGCUCGUCGUACCAACGAACCCAAAAAAAACAGUAAGUGCUAUGUUAUCCGGUAUUUGGGAACUCAAUCUAAUUUUUCCUAAUUUCAGUUUAUCUUAAACAAUGCUAGGUUUUAUCACAUAUUGUUAGUUCUAGUCUGAGUCCACAUGAGUUCUAGUUUAACUCCAAUGUGAGUUCUAGUUUAACUCCAAUGUGAGUUCUAGUUUGAUUCCAAUGUUAGUUCUAGAUUGAGUCCAAUAUUAGUUCUAUAACAGUACGCGUUAGUUCUAUUAUAUUCCCGUUAGUGUUAGGUCUAAUAUGAGUUCAUAGGUCUUAUUGAACUUGCAAAUUCGAAAUCUUUUUGCAGGAAAAAAGUUACUCUUACAGGUGUGACCGUAUCACUAAGGUUAACCGUCAAUAUCGGGGCCUAUUGAGAAUUCAUGAAACGAAUUGUCCCGAAGAUUCGUCAGUGGCAUAGGGAUGCAUACGGUGGUUCUAUUGAGCACUAUAUUUUAUUUGGGGCUCCUGCGCCUGAUCGGCUCACACUUGAACUACUGCUGAGCUAUUUUGACAGAGAUAAUAACACAUUUUUAUACCUGAUUCAAAAAGUGGGUGUGUGAAAAAUAUUAAAUUUGAUUUGUAAUGGGUCCAUAACCUUAUUUAUUUCCCAAUUUAUGGUGAAGUCGUAAGUAUCAAUCGGGACUCAAGAAGCAGAAUAUGAGUGGAAUACUUCGCUAAUCUUUUUAUUUCUGAAGAGUGUAAGAAGUUAAAAAAAGCAGAAACCACCCAACGUAAACACCUCGAAGGGCAACUGAAAAGGCUAGUGGAAUCUAUAGAAACGUAGGAUAUUCAGGAUUUUGUUCUGUUACAAAUCUUGUACCACUGCUCUAUGAUAUGGAGCCCCAGAGCCGGGGAAGGUAUCCCUAGACCCUUACUCAAGUACUUGGACAACAUUGAGAUGGUUAAUUCUAUUGUAUGUGUCCGGUUCUUUUAUGAUGAAAUUAUCAGGGGCAUUGGAGUUGCUUUGGGAGGAAAGGAGAAGCGAGGGGUCAUAUAUGUCCCAGGAUGCAUGACACUAUUGUGUAUAAGUUUCAUAUUUUACUUGGUUCAUUCUAGUUCUAAUUUGUGUCGUGUGAGUUCUAAUUAUGACAUGUUAGCUCUAAUCUACACCAUGUUAGUUCUAUUGCAGAUUUUGUUAGUUCUAAUUUGUGUCGUGUGAGUUCUAAUUUAUGCCUUGUUAGUUUUAAGAUAUACCAUGUUAGUUCUAGUUGCACCCAUGUUAGUCCUAACAUAGGUCAUGUUAGUUCAACCUGGGCUCAUGAUGGUUCUAACAUAAUUUAUGUUUGUUCUAAUUAAUGCCUUAGUCCUAGUUUAUAUCAUGUUAGUUCUAGUUGCACCCAUAGUUUACUCUCUUUGCUGUAGUCUACUAUUAUUCUAAAUAGUUUACUCUUUUUGGUACUACGAGAUGACCGGCAUAAAGAAAUAUGCCCUCGUAGACUGCUCCAGAUCUCCAAUGACAAAUUAGGCACCAGAGGAAGCGAAAGUCCCAUCUAUGUGGGUGGAGACAAUUACGACAAAUGCUAAGUCAACGUCAAUAACUUUUGUCCAUAGCCCUAUUGUGGAGGUCCCUUCUCCAGGUCAUGUUCAUGCACUUCCCGCUGUACAAAGGGGUGAAGUUGUGUAUCAUAAGCGUCAGGCAAAGAGGAAGGCUAUCCAAGAGGAAUCUACUAAAAACUUCUCAAUAGGCUACAUCAUGACAAAGCAUAUUGACGUUGCUUUCGACGAUGAAGAGGAGAGUAAUGUUCUUCCCAUUGAGCAGCAACUUACAUUUUGGAGAAAUUCUGCUAAAUUUCUCAAACGACUAUUAGUUGCUACAAAGCAGCACAAGAGUACAUAUUAUAAAGAAUUCAUGAUGGAGAUAAACAUGCUAAACAGGAUAAUUGAAAAUUUUGGAAGUCAUGAUGAGGUUAUAGACCCGGUGGUGCUGAAGGCGAAUAUCAAACAGAAAAUUACAAAUGAAACGAGGAAGAAGCGACGGGUAGUUCAAGAGGAACAGAAGUCCGAAACAAGCAGUGUAUAUAAGGAAGAUCCCACCAUGCAAGAACAUGUACAUAAGAUUGUUGAAGAGGAUGUGAAGCAUCCUGUUGACGACAAUGUUAUAGAAAAGGAGCAUGUUAUUUCAGAAGGGAAGAAUGUAGAUAGUAAGGUUGACCUAAAUGUAGAUAGUAAUGUUGAGGAUAGGAUAGAUCUCAAGGUUGAACAUGUAGAUAAGGAAGUGAAGCAUAUUGAACAUGAAAAUUUUAUUGUAGAUAACAAAGGUUUUGAUGAGGAUCCUGCUGAUGGUGUAGAUAAGGAGGAGGAUAUCGUAGAUAAGGAGGAGGAGAAUCCAGAUAAGUUGGAGGAGCAUGUUGAUAGAGAAGGGGAGAAUGUAGAUAGUAUGGUUGACACGUCCCUAUUUAUGUUUCUUCCUUUGGUCUCAAAAGCUAAAGUUGUUGUUGUCUAUACGUAGCUAACUGCUGCUCAGACGCGUUUUGUGCCUUUCUCUGUGGAGCGCUCUUUGUACUAUGUCCGUCUCUCUCUUAGGCUCCCUCUCUCUCUCUCUCUCUCCCUCUCUCAGACUCGUAGGUCUGUCUGUAGCUAGCUGCACUUUUCUGUCCCUGUCCCUCUUUUCUACCUCCGUGUUUUCUCUCCUUUGCCACACACACUCCCCACUCUCUCUCAGGGCCCCUCUCUAUUUGUAGUGUCGCGCUCUCCCCCCUCUCUCACUCUCACACACACGUCUUCUCGCCGUUGUCCCCCUCUCUCAGGGCCCCUCUCUAUUUGUAGUGCCGCGCUCUAUCUCUCACGUCGCCGCACGUCUUCUCUCUUCUCGUCAUGCGCCGCUUUUUGGUAGAAGAGAAAGUAAUGACUGAGGUAUAUUUAGUACCUAGAUUAUUGUUCAGUAUUUUUAAUUUUUUGAACUUGUGAAUAGAUCAAAUACAGUAAGAGGCGUAGCAGUGGAUAUUGUAAAUUUCUCUGAUUGGGAGCUGGUGUUCAUCUCAAAUUAGUGGGGUUGUAAGAUUUGUAUCAGAGAGAGAUAUUGAAAAAAUAAGGUUUAUUCAAGCUUGUAAACUAUCAUUUUACACCCUAAUAAAAAAGUAAGAUUUAUUCUAGUAAAACUGGACAAGGUUGUUCGUCUCUAAGGGGCUGUUUGGUUGGUUUCCCUAAAUAUAGGAAAUAUAUUUCCAAGCCUAAACAUUGAUUUCUCUAUGUUUUUAUAGGUUUCUUAAAGUUUGUUUGGUUCAACACAAAAUAGGCUUGGAAAUAUAUUUCCACACACAUCUAUUGUUUGUUUCACAUCUUAAAAAAAGGAAACUAAGAAUAGGAAAUGUCACUUCUUAUUUUCUCUAGUUUGGUUGGAAGAAGUGCACAAUGAGAGAAACAAGCUGUGAUCACCAUGGUGAGGUUACCACCAAAAAAAAACAUGCACAUAAUAAAAGUUCAUAUUCAUUUCAAUAAUCAAAUUCUAACACCACUUUAGAGCUGCUUCAAAAAAAUUUGCAAUCACACUUAACAAAUAGUCAAAGGAAAUUCACACAUCCGUGAGAAAGUAAAAUUGCUCAAUUCUAAUACAUCUAAAAGCAAUAAUUUUCACAUGAAUUGCAUAAUAAUUAAAAUUUAGCAAACAAAAUAAUGCAUGAUCAAGUCAAAUUCUAAUAAUUCCUCUGUUAACAAUAAUAUCACACCAUGCACAAUUAUCCAUCCAGUAGAUGAAUAAUAACUAAAAUCACACAAUCAUUAAAAAACAAUAUCUUUAAACCCCUUUGUACACCCAAUAACCCAAAAAAACUCAAAAAAAAAAAAUCCCAAUUUUUUUUAACCAACUCGGGUUUGGAAUCAAGAAGAAGUUUUUCAUUGCAAACAACUAUUGUGGUUAUUAAAAAGAAGUGGCCUUUGCAUGUGAAUGUGAAAACUUACUAUUAAAAAAAUUAGGAAAGAAAAAGGAAAAACAGGAA